Molecule: messenger RNA, 1207 nt
Organism: Eleginops maclovinus (Patagonian blennie)
Lineage: Eukaryota; Metazoa; Chordata; Actinopteri; Perciformes; Eleginopidae
Gene: lmx1a
Product: LIM homeobox transcription factor 1, alpha
Exons: 9
Coding region: 125-1207 (360 amino acids)
Biological process (GO): regulation of transcription by RNA polymerase II; neuron differentiation
Cellular component (GO): nucleus
Molecular function (GO): DNA-binding transcription factor activity, RNA polymerase II-specific; RNA polymerase II transcription regulatory region sequence-specific DNA binding
Source: RefSeq, a predicted model, not a curated record
CAAGAUCCGAGAGAAACUUUGAAGCUCCGAGCAGCAACUUUCAGCCGGAGAUGCUCUGAGGAGCUGAGUGACGACAACAACACUUUUACAGCUCCUGGAAGCUCACACUUUACAGAGGGCUGAAAUGGUGGAUCGACAGGCAUGCUUAGAUAUGGAUCAGAGGGCGGUGUGUGCCGGAUGCCGCCUGAGGAUCACAGACAGAUUCCUGCUCAGAGUCACUGAUGGCCUCUGGCACGAGGAGUGUGUGCGGUGCGCCGCGUGCGGGGACGCGCUCACAAAAUCCUGCUUUCUGCGGGACCACAAACUCUACUGCAAGAGGGACUAUGCUGAUCUGUUUGCAGUGCGUUGUGGGGGCUGUGCUGAGGCCGUCUCCCCCGCAGACCUUGUGAUGCGUGCCGGGGCCGCUGUGUUCCACCUGCGCUGCUUCACCUGCAGCGUUUGUUCCUGCCGCCUGCAGACCGGAGAGCACUGCGUCCUCAGGGAGGGGCGGCUACUGUGUGCCAGAGACGACUACCACCAGAGUGAGGCCAGCCCCACCUCCUCUGACACAGGUAAAAGUGAAGAUGAAGAAGAAGAAGAGGAGGGGUGUGUGAGGGUUGCAGGAAGACGAGUUAGAUCAGAAGAUCUGGAGAGCAAACGUCCCAAAAGGCCUCGCACUAUUCUGACCACUCAACAGAGACGGACCUUUAAAGCCUCCUUCGAGGUCUCAUCGAAGCCCUGCCGAAAGGUAAGGGAGACCUUGGCAGCGGAGACGGGUCUGAGCGUCCGGGUGGUGCAGGUCUGGUUCCAGAACCAAAGAGCCAAAAUGAAGAAGCUGGCGAGGAGACAGCAGCAGCAGCAGGAGCAGCAGCAGACUCAGGAGCCGCGCGAGCACACAUCACAUCACACAGCGCCCUCCUGUGGCAGCUUGACCUCUGAGCUGGAGCACCUGGGCUCCUCCUUUACUCACAUCCAGCAGCAGCAGAUGGGACUCACCUCCCUGGAGCAGCAGGACUAUGACAUGGACCCCUUCAGACAGGGCCUGACCCCUCCUCAGAUGCCGGGGGAUCACAUGCACCCCUACGGUUUUAAGGGUCUGUACGGAGACAUGGACAGAGACGCUCUGUGUCACGUGGCGGACAGCGACUGCCUCUCCCUGGGGGACUCCUCUCUGCUCACCCCCAUCGACCGCCUCUACUCCAUGCAGGACUCUUACUUCACCUCCUGA